CAUUGUGGUUGUACCCAAAUCAGCCCCCAACUCAAAUACAUGUAGCCCAACGUCACUGCAUGCGAGGCACAUUUCAAACAAAGGUCCAUACAUGUCUUUCAUCUCUCUGUAGUGAGUCAGAGUGUGAGUUGACACCCGAACUGAGCCAUGGGAUUAGGCUGUUCUGAGGGUUACUUCUGGGACCGCCUGGUCAGGAAGUGUCUGACCUGUCAGAUGGUCUGCCAGCAGCCCCAUCGCCACCUCAGAUGCAUCGAGUACUGUGUGUCUCUGGGGUGUAAGGCGGUCCCAGGGCAGUACUAUGACAGGCUGUUGAAGAUGUGUCUGAGGUGUGCUGCGGUGUGUGGCAGCCAUCCCUCAGAGUGUUCCCACCAGUGUCAGACCCAACAGUCUGCCUUGAAUGGAAUCUUGAGCCCUGUGGAUGGGAAUGCCUUCCAGAACCAUACCAUCAGGGGGGGCUACCUACCCAGGGGCCUGCCCUACUCAACCAUCCUGGUGUACUCUCUGCUGGGCCUGUGUCUGACUCUGCUGCUGUUGACCCUGUCUGUGGCUCUGCUGGUGCUGCUGAGGAGGCCCCCCCGACCAGGGGCCACACAGAACAGUCACACCCAGGGUCAUGAAGGUCAGAAGGGCCAAGAGCCUAACCAGAACACCCAGUCCUCCAAAGAUUGCCCGAUGGAUCCAUCCCUGCUCCAGAUAAACAGUGUGACACUGAGCCGUUCGUCCAGUCCCACAGAGACUUGUGUGUGUGUCCACUGCUUCCCCGACCUCGGAGUGCCUGGCAGGGGAGAGAAGCAGCACCUACUCACCCUCUACCAGCAGGCUGUCCCCCAGGACCUCCACUCUCCGACCAGAGCCCCUCAGUGUGGAUCAUCACAGAGAAUCAUUUGCUCCCCCAGUCAGCCCAGCUUCUGAUUACAGAACAGAACCAGACUGGACACUAAAUAAAUAAACAACUCAGGACAGAUCUGAUACCGCCCACUCCAGGGUGAAGUUUCCCCUAAGUACAGAUCUAGGAUCAACUUCUCCUCCCCAAUCCUAACCCGAACAAUUAGUUCUGUCCCAAGAUCAGAAAUGAAUAGGUGGUGAAGGAUACAGGAGAAACUGGAGUGAGACAGAAGCGAGUGACAGAACAUUAUAUACAGUGGGGAGAACAAGUAUUUGAUACACUGCCGAUUUGGCAGGUUUUCCUACUUACAAAGCAUGUAGAGGUCUGUAUUUUUUAUCAUAGGUAAAAAUUACAGACCUCUACAUGCUUUGUAAGUAGGAAAACCUGCCAAAUCGGUAGUGUAUCAAAUACUUGUUCUCCCCACUGUAUGCCUGUACAGAUGUUGGAUAUUCAUUUGAGCCAGUUUUCUUCAGCAGGAAACUAAUCCUGCAGCAACAAGAAAUGGGAAUUAUGUGGAUUAUAAUUAAUGGACAUGUUUGUAGUGGUUGAUACAUUUUUCAAUAGGGAAAAUCACAUCUGACAUUUUCAAAUGGAGAUUUUAAAAGCCUUUUAAAAACCUUGAAUACACAAGUUUGCAUUUCCUGUUGUGCAAGAAAAUUCUCAGCAACAAAAAUGAUCAAAUUAGGACACCCUCUCCAUCUCUCGGGAGACAUUACAACUACCUCUCAGUCAGAAUUAGACGUUCAUCCAUGUUUCUCAAAUGUCAAAUUACGAAGUUCAUGUUUAAGGUUAGGCAUUAACUCAGAAUAUUUAAGGUAAGGGUUACGGUUUGGGGUUGACUUAAAACAGAAAUCUCAAAAGCAUAUUUUUAUUGCUAGAUUUGAACAUGCAACCUUUGGCACCAGAGGGGGAUGCGUACGCAUUCACUGUUGCCCCUAGUGGCCGGUUUCCACGUCAUCAUCCGACGUGCUCAGACAUGGACGGACAUCAAAUACUGACCAUCACAGGUGACCUGGCUGGAAAACCUGGGCACAGUAAAUCUUCAACAAGCUAAUAAAACCCUGCAGCACACAGGCGAGUAAAGAUAUAGGUUUUUAUUUUGGGUCUCACCAUCAGUGUCCAGUUCUUGCAGCAGAUAAAGUGUUGGGGGUGUAGUCUUGACUAGACCAUAAUGAUCCUUGGCCGAUAAAGUAACUCAGUUUAUACCUUGGUUUCUUAUUUUAGCAUACAUACAUACAUACAUACAUGAUGUGAAAAAAAAAA
Messenger RNA from Oncorhynchus kisutch (coho salmon), 2149 nucleotides. RefSeq names its product TNF receptor superfamily member 13B (gene tnfrsf13b). Bases 148 to 912 code for a protein of 254 amino acids. Gene Ontology annotation, cellular component: plasma membrane. Gene Ontology annotation, biological process: hematopoietic progenitor cell differentiation; B cell homeostasis; negative regulation of B cell proliferation. The transcript has 5 exons. The record is from RefSeq and is a predicted model, not a curated record. Lineage: Eukaryota; Metazoa; Chordata; Actinopteri; Salmoniformes; Salmonidae.